Messenger RNA from Entamoeba histolytica HM-1:IMSS, 981 nucleotides. Its product is annotated as bifunctional short chain isoprenyl diphosphate synthase, putative. NCBI's taxonomy places the organism in Eukaryota, Evosea, Mastigamoebida, Endamoebidae. The record is from RefSeq and is a predicted model, not a curated record. Gene Ontology annotation, biological process: isoprenoid biosynthetic process. Gene Ontology annotation, molecular function: prenyltransferase activity. The transcript is spliced from 2 exons. The coding region runs from base 1 to 981 and encodes 326 amino acids.
AUGGAACAACUUGUAUUACUUGUUGAAGAAAAAUUAAAAGAGAUUUUUGAAGAAGAACGUAAAAGAAGUACUUGUCAUCAGUUUCAAGCAGAAUGUAUUGAUAUAAUGGAGAAAUUUGUUAUGGGACCAGGUAAAAGACUCAGACCAUUAAGCUUACUUUUGUUCUUCAUUGGAGGAGGAGGAAAGAUUGAAGAACAAAAGAACAUAAUUCGUACAGCAUGUGCAAUGGAGUUAUUACAUGACUCUACACUUGCACAUGAUGAUAUAAUGGAUGAAGAUGAAAUGAGACGAAAUGCACCAACAAUAGUAAAGACAUUUUAUGAUAAAUACAUUGAAAGAAAUAAAGAAGAUGUCAAAACAGAAAAAUUUUUAUUUAUGUCUCGUGGUACUACCUAUGCUAGUUCCCUUGCUAUUAUGACAGGCAAUAUUCUUUAUUCAAUGGCACAACGACUUUGUUUAGAGUCUGGAACUAAUAUAGCAGAAAUGGUGUUAGAAUUAUUUAGUGUAUUAAACUAUGGACAAAUACUUGAUAUGAGUGGUUUAAAUACUGUAGAAGAGUAUAACUUAAAUAUUAUUAUGAAAACUGCCAUUUUCUUUAAGACAACUGCUUCCAUUGGAUUGACAUUAGCUGAAGAUGAUUUACUUGAUAUUGAUCCAUUAAAUGGUAAGUUAAGAAAAAUGGGAAACGAUAUCAAAGAAGGAAAGAAAACAGCAGUUGUAUGGACUGCAUUAAAAGAAGGAGUAUUGAGUAAAGAAGAGAAAGAGUUUGUAGAAGGAAUUUUGAAAUUAAAUGAAAAAGCAUUUGACAACCAAGAAGCUUUUACUAAAUUCUUGAACAUUCUUAGAGGAAAACCAAGUGAAGUUGUUAGACAAGAAAUUAAGGGACAUCACCAAAAGGCACUUGAUGCAUUAAAACAACUUCAACUCAAAGAAGAUGGUUUUUCAUAUUUAAAACAAAUCACUGAUUUGUUGUUACAUUGA